UCUGUGGCUGAGUCCACACAGUCAAAGGCCUGUGAGAAUCUGGUGGCUGCUGGCUGCGGCCACCGCCCGUUGCUGCUGCUCGUAGCGCCGCCGGCUGCUUCCCAGUGGCAGAGCAUGGACUGUUAAAUCUUGCACUUCUUCUGUGUGAGCUAAACCCUUGCUGCCAGGAUGGGGAAACAGAACAGCAAGCUGCGCCCCGAGGUCAUGCAGGACCUGCUGGAGAGCACAGACUUUACAGAGCACGAGAUCCAGGAAUGGUAUAAAGGCUUCUUGAGAGACUGUCCCAGUGGACAUUUGUCAAUGGAAGAAUUUAAGAAAAUAUACGGGAACUUUUUCCCUUAUGGGGAUGCUUCCAAAUUUGCAGAACAUGUCUUCCGCACCUUCGACGCCAAUGGAGAUGGGACAAUAGACUUUAGAGAAUUCAUCAUAGCCCUGAGUGUAACAUCGAGGGGGAAGCUGGAGCAAAAGCUGAAAUGGGCCUUCAGCAUGUAUGACCUGGAUGGAAAUGGCUACAUCAGCAAGGCCGAAAUGCUAGAGAUUGUGCAGGCAAUCUAUAAGAUGGUUUCCUCUGUAAUGAAAAUGCCUGAAGAUGAGUCCACCCCAGAAAAAAGGACAGAAAAGAUCUUCCGCCAGAUGGACACCAACAGAGACGGAAAGCUCUCCCUGGAGGAGUUCAUCCGAGGGGCCAAGAGCGACCCGUCCAUAGUGCGCCUCCUGCAGUGCGACCCCAGCAGCGCUGGCCAGUUCUGAGCCCUGCACCCCACGCUGAGCUUCUCGUGUUCCCUUUGAUUUUUCUUUUUAACGAUGUGUUUUGCCAAACAAUAUUGAUGGUGACGCUGCCCCAGGGCAGUCAGCUGCACCUUCCCCCGUGUCGCCUUCAGCUUCUUUUGUGGUGGACGCUUCAUGGGAAUGCCCGGAGCCCCAGCGCUGGGGAGAGCAUGGACUGUGCUGUUGUGCGCAGACUUUGUGGUGUUCAUUGUUCUGACAAUGUUUCGUCAUCAUGAUUAUUGUUCUUUUGAUUCAGAUGUCUCUAUUCUAAAACCGAAGACUCGGGGAGUCAACAGAAGGAAAAACAACCCAGUCCAGUGAUUCUAUUGCAACCUUCGAGGGGCUUGUUUGAAAAACAGAGCUCCCCACCUGGUCUGGGGUCACACAUGGCCUAGGGGUGAUGGCACCAGAUACUGGAUUCCCCGAGCAUCAGGAGCCCUCUGGGGCCAGCUGUUAAAGGGGCUGGGGGGCCCCGUGGAGGCCCUCUUCCCCCUCUUCCCCAGCAGGCUGUAGUUUCUAAGCUGUGAACAUUUCAAGGUAAAUUGAUAGAGAAAAGGAAAAAGAUGGCUCAGCUAUUUUUCACAGGUUUACACUAGUUGAGCUAAUUUGAGUUUCUUUCAAAAUAAAACACAAAUGGUAACUUGUAUUCCAAAACCAGACCCAUCCUGUUGCCUAUUGUGAUUAAAAAAAUAAAAAAAGACUUGUAUAUAAAAUACUGGGUGUUGCAGACCAAAUCAAGUGUUUUGCCUUGUUUAAAAGAGAUGCAUGUCUAGUGAGCAGAGAUACAAUCUCACUACAGAAGACUGUUUUUAGUAGCUUAUUGUGAAGUAAGCCAACCAUAAUGAAUGCCUAUGUCUUGUCUUAAAAUCGUAUGUCUUUGCACAAAUGCACCAUCAACAGGUAUAUUUUAUAUAUUCCAGAAAAGUACAAAGUAACCAUGACUAGAGCCCAACCUAGAUUUUGAAUGCUUUUCCGGAGUGACGGUGCCUGGAGAAGAGAAGCAGGCCAGUCUAGGUGGGACAUAUCAACUGGAGCACCAGAAGGCUAAUACUCAGGAGGGAUGUGAGGCGAUGGUCUGCCCACCAGCCCAGCAGCUCAUCGGUAGUAUUAGAAAUGUGGUGCUUCUCUGAGCAUAUCAGUAUUCUGUAGCCCAGAAAAAAAAAAGACAGCAUAAAUUCUCAUGGUUUGAUCCCAAUGGUUUGAUCCACGUGUGGUUAGGGAGGCAUAUCUGGAAUACUAACUCUGCCAUACCCGAAGGGGCCCAUCACCAGCUCAGAGACUGGGUAGUCAUCUGAUGACUGGUCAGGAAGGCGGAGGCAAGUUCAUCUGUGAUUUCCAAGACCCAUUAUGGGGAAUCCAGAAAUGUUUUCCAGCACUGUGUUCUCUGAAUGCAGUUCUAUUUCCAGAAAUGAUGGCACAAAUUUGAACAGCUGUUUGGUCUGGUGACUUCAUAUGCACUAAUUUGAAUUGAAAGUUAAGAGUAAAAAUUGCUGGUCACAGGGGAGUCGUAUUUUCACAAUCAGUAGGCAUGGGGAAGCUGAAAUACUCAAGCAUGUAGGUUGACGGGGAGAGGCUACCCCUGAGAGAAGGCAGAGAGGUCCCUAGUGGUCUGUCACAGGUCACUUCCUGCUGCCCAUGAACCACAGCAAGAUACCCAUCGUAACCACGAAGAAAGUGAUGCUGACUUCACUCUAACCUCCAGAUCCCUGUGUAUUACUUGAGUUCAUUUUAACUUAUAGCAAAAUUCCAAAUUUGUAUUGUCGACCAAAAUGACCAAUUUUGCAGGGUGUGAUUUUGAAACCUGGACUUAGUCAAAUAAUCUCAAUCUUCCUCUGAGUCAUUUUCUCAUAGUGGUUCUAUACUGAGACUUUUCAAAUUCUUCCAUGGGCUGAGUGGUAAAAUCUGACUUUGAAAAAUAAGGAAUUUACCUAAGAAGUGGAGUGCAGAGUGGGCGAGGGGACCAGCACCUCUGUGGGCAGUGUGCAGGAGGUGCAUCUCACUUUCCGCCACUCUUGAUUAAAGACCUAAUUCCUCUUUCCAGUUCUCCUCAGAUGUUGGAGCCAGGUAAUGUUUGGGAAAGCCUGCCUGGGCUCUGCCUUCGGUCAUGACAUCCUGUUCAGACGCACUCAAUCCAGUUCCUGGAACCUGGAGCUGGAGUGAGGAGUAGGGCAGAGGGUCUCCAGCUGUUUAGGAAAGAAAACAGCCAGAUGAAUGGCUAAUGAAUGCCAACAUGCCUGGGAUGUACGACACGCCUGGCCUGCCAUUGACCCUGUCUGUAUUUUCUUGAGGGUUGUUUUGCUCCUUCUCUUCCUUCCCAGGAAGGCCUUUGUAUGUCUAAAUGCACUGAAGUUUGGCCAAGGGACUCUGGGGCACCCAGAAGGCUGAUGCCUAAAGGUUUAUGUCACCCCUGCACUGGGCUGUUCAUUGUCAUUGCUGUGUUGAGGGACCUCUGGAAAUGGAGCCUGUUCUGUCUGAAAUCAAGCCAGUCUGUGAUGUUCAAGGGACUGGAAUAAAGUGGCUUAAGACUUGAA
Molecule: messenger RNA, 3299 nt
Organism: Manis javanica (Malayan pangolin)
Lineage: Eukaryota; Metazoa; Chordata; Mammalia; Pholidota; Manidae
Gene: NCALD
Product: neurocalcin delta
Biological process (GO): calcium-mediated signaling
Molecular function (GO): actin binding; calcium ion binding; tubulin binding
Source: RefSeq, a predicted model, not a curated record